Molecule: messenger RNA, 363 nt
Organism: Symbiodinium necroappetens
Lineage: Eukaryota; Dinophyceae; Suessiales; Symbiodiniaceae
Source: the annotation of a GenBank genome assembly
AUGUUGAAGAAUUUCAGAAUCUGGCUCAAGACAACACUUGCACUUGGAGCCGGAAGCCUCUGGCCACCUGUCGAGGCCAUGAGCUACAGCAGAGGAGUCUUAAUGUACAACUUCAACGAGGACCGCUUUGGCGAGGAUCUCCAGAACAAGCCGAAGGUUGAGGAUGCGCCCAAGAUGAGCGUUUCUCACACUGUCCACAACUGGAAAACUCCUUCUGCCGGCAAAGCCGAGAAUCCUUCCCCUGGUUUGGAUAGGCAUGUUCUGUUCGGGCAUACUGGCGACAUGCGAGAUCCGCAUACGAACCUGCAGAAGGUAGACUUCAUGACUACGAACCAGUAUUUCCAGCAGGAAUCGAUCCACUAG